UAGGGCUGAGUAGGUGAGGGGAGUGCAAACUACAACUUUGGAAAAGAUUCAGGAAAUACAUUUCUAAUCAUACAGGGUGGAAACAUUUUCACCUAUUGGAUUUAUUGCUUGAGGAAUUUAUUUCUGUACAAUGGGGGAUUUACAUCAAGGUGUCUACAUCGUCUUUGUAGAAAGGCAACACUUUUUCCAGCCAUGGAACUCCACAGAAGAUAAAGGACAGUUCUUGUGAAAGUCCCGUUGAUGUCAGAUCUAGGAAACUAAUGGUUUGGCGUAACUAGGAUUAACUGGUUGCUGGACAGUUCCAUUGGCGAUACAACAAGGCGAUGCCACCCCAGGACGACGGAGAUUAUAAACCUGUAGCGGUGUCGGCGGCGGUCCCACCGGUUCCUCCUCCGAGGGUUCGGAGCAGAGAGUCGUUUUCGGGCUCCAAGUGUCGGCCCGGUGGCGGAGAGCGCAAAGUGAAGUGUGUGCUUGUCGGUGACGGCGCAGUUGGGAAGACGAGCUUGAUUGUCAGCUACACCACAAAUGGAUAUCCAACUAAAUAUGUCCCAACUGCCUUUGAUAAUUUUUCAGCGGUCGUGGCAGUUGAUGGCAAGCCAGUGAAACUGCAGCUUUGUGACACAGCUGGACAGGAUGAGUUUGACAAGCUGCGUCCGCUCUGCUACACCAACGCAGACAUCUUCCUGCUGUGCUUCAGUGUCGUCAGCCCCUCCUCCUUCCAGAACGUAACAGAGAAAUGGGUGCCAGAGAUUCGCCGGCACUGCCCGCAGGCACCGGUGGUUCUGGUGGGCACCCAGUCAGACCUGCGGGAGGAUGUUAAUGUUCUGAUUGAGCUGGCCAAGUACAAAGAGAGGCCUGUGGUGCCCCAGGAGGCCCAGCAGUGUGCCGAGGACAUGAGGGCCGUGUCAUACAUGGAGUGCUCAUCACUCACCCAGAAGAAUCUCAAAGAGGUGUUUGACGCAGCCAUCGUGGCCAGCAUCCAGCACUCUGACAGUCAGCAGCAGCAGCAUCGACUGACAAAACGGACUCCAGACAAGAUGAAGAAGCUUUCUAAGUCAUGGUGGAAGAAGUACUGUUGCGUGGUUUAGCCUCUAUCUGUGUGUGUGACAGAACGGACGCAUAGGUUCCAAUUUUGCUUCCAUGUCAGCACGUUAACAGACUUCAGGGGCAGUAAGGAAAACAGUGACUGGAAUAUGGACGAAGGUCUGGUCUGAAGUAUCUGAGUUAUGUGUAGGUUAGGCCUCAAUGACCCCAUGCUAUUUUUGCUUUACCAACGUGAGCUGCACUGGAGACAGAGCUGACUUCCCUCAAAGACUACUCAUUGACUUUCCACUGCCUUAUAUCCAUGAUCCUAGGGGGGGGGGCAGCUUCUACAUGGACUACUGUGGAAGAUGAAGCCCUCUUGAUAACCAGGAGGGCUUAUGUUGUUAUAUCAUUGUUUUAUUAACCUGGUUUACUCUGACCUUUCCCAUGGUAAGUGUACAGUAUGUAAACUCAGAUUCAUUUAGCAUAUGAGAUUGAGUCAACUUUCCGAUGUGGGAUUUACCAUCUCUUCGAUUUAGCAGUGCCUAUGGUAAAAAAAAAGAAUCUGUGCAGUAAUCAGAUAAUGCGAGGAGAGUACUGUGUAACGUUCAUUAUUUUAAUGCGUGUUCUUUCAGCCCAUAUUGGAGAGCCUCAUUUGGCUUGUUGUCUAAUGUACAAACCACACAGAAACAUAGAUUUUUUUUUCUCCAAAAAUAUUUUUCCAGAAUUUCUAACUGUUGUUUACAUUAGGACAUGUGUUCUGUCCAAGCUCAUAUGAGGGUCACAGUCUCUAGCUAUGUGCUGGAAUUCUAACUAGACUUGUUGACCUUUGGUUCACUUCACCAUAGCACCACCUGAGGGGUUUUAAACAAACACCUUACUUUGUACAGGGCUGACUGCAGCUGAGUCAACGUUAACUCUUAACCACCUUACUUUGUACAGGGCUGACUGCAGCUGAGUCAAUGUUAACUCUUAACCACCUUACUCUGUACAGGGCUGACUGCAGCUGAGUCAAUGUUAACUCUUAACUACCUUACUCUGUACAGGGCUGACUGCAGCUGAGUCAACGUUAACUCUUAACUACCUUACUUUGUACAGGGCUGACUGCAGCUGAGUCAACGUUAACUCUUAACCACCUUACUUUGUACAGGGCUGACUGCAGCUGAGUCAAUGUUAACUCUUAACUACCUUACUCUGUACAGGGCUGACUGCAGCUGAGUCAACGUUAACUAUUAACUACCUUACUUUGUACAGGGCUGACUGCAGCUGAGUCAAUGUUAACUAUUAACUACCUUACUUUGUACAGGGCUGACUGCAGCUGAGUCAACGUUAACUCUUAACUACCUUACUUUGUACAGGGCUGACUGCAGCUGAGUCAAUGUUAACUAUUAACUACCUUACUUUGUACAGGGCUGACUGCAGCUGAGUCAAUGUUAACUCUUAACCACCUUACUUUGUACAGGGCUGACUGCAGCUGAGUCAAUGUUAACUAUUAACUACCUUACUUUGUACAGGGCUGACUGCAGCUGAGUCAAUGUUAACUAUUAACUACCUUACUUUGUACAGGGCUGACUGCAGCUGAGUCAACGUUAACUCUUAACUACCUUACUUUGUACAGGGCUGACUGCAGCUGAGUCAAUGUUAACUAUUAACUACCUUACUUUGUACAGGGCUGACUGCAGCUGAGUCAACGUUAACUCUUAACCACCUUACUUUGUACAGGGCUGACUGCAGCUGAGUCAAUGUUAACUAUUAACUACCUUACUCUGUACAGGGCUGACUGCAGCUGAGUCAACGUUAACUCUUAACUACCUUACUCUGUACAGGGCUGACUGCAGCUGAGUCAACGUUAACUCUUAACUACCUUACUCUGUACAGGGCUGACUGCAGCUGAGUCAACGUUAACUCUUAACUACCUUACUCUGUACAGGGCUGACUGCAGCUGAGUCAACGUUAACUCUUAACUACCUUACUCUGUACAGGGCUGACUGCAGCUGAGUCAACGUUAACUCUUAACUACCUUACUUUGUACAGGGCUGACUGCAGCUGAGUCAACGUUAACUCUUAACUACCUUACUCUGUACAGGGCUGACUGCAGCUGAGUCAAUGUUAACUCUUAACUACCUUACUCUGUACAGGGCUGACUGCAGCUGAGUCAACGUUAACUCUUAACUACCUUACUUUGUACAGGGCUGACUGCAGCUGAGUCAACGUUAACUAUUAACUACCUUACUUUGUACAGGGCUGACUGCAGCUGAGUCAACGUUAACUCUUAACUACCUUACUCUGUACAGGGCUGACUGCAGCUGAGUCAACGUUAACUCUUAACUACCUUACUUUGUACAGGGCUGACUGCAGCUGAGUCAACGUUAACUCUUAACUACCUUACUUUGUACAGGGCUGACUGCAGCUGAGUCAACGUUAACUCUUAACCACCUUACUCUGUACAGGGCUGACUGCAGCUGAGUCAACGUUAACUCUUAACCACCUUACUUUGUACAGGGCUGACUGCAGCUGAGUCAAUGUUAACUAUUAACUACCUUACUCUGUACAGGGCUGACUGCAGCUGAGUCAAUGUUAACUAUUAACUACCUUACUCUGUACAGGGCUGACUGCAGCUGAGUCAACGUUAACUAUUAACUACCUUACUCUGUACAGGGCUGACUGCAGCUGAGUCAAUGUUAACUAUUAACUACCUUACUCUGUACAGGGCUGACUGCAGCUGAGUCAACGUUAACUCUUAACUACCUUACUCUGUACAGGGCUGACUGCAGCUGAGUCAACGUUAACUCUUAACUACCUUACUCUGUACAGGGCUGACUGCAGCUGAGUCAACGUUAACUCUUAACUACCUUACUCUGUACAGGGCUGACUGCAGCUGAGUCAACGUUAACUCUUAACUACCUUACUCUGUACAGGGCUGACUGCAGCUGAGUCAACAUUAACUCUUAACUACCUUACUCUGUACAGGGCUGACUGCAGCUGAGUCAACGUUAACUCUUAACCACCUUACUUUGUACAGGGCUGACUGCAGCUGAGUCAAUGUUAACUAUUAACUACCUUACUCUGUACAGGGCUGACUGCAGCUGAGUCAACGUUAACUCUUAACCACCUUACUUUGUACAGGGCUGACUGCAGCUGAGUCAAUGUUAACUAUUAACUACCUUACUCUGUACAGGGCUGACUGCAGCUGAGUCAACGUUAACUCUUAACUACCUUACUCUGUACAGGGCUGACUGCAGCUGAGUCAACGUUAACUCUUAACUACCUUACUCUGUACAGGGCUGACUGCAGCUGAGUCAACGUUAACUCUUAACUACCUUACUUUGUACAGGGCUGACUGCAGCUGAGUCAACGUUAACUCUUAACUACCUUACUUUGUACAGGGCUGACUGCAGCUGAGUCAAUGUUAACUCUUAACUACCUUACUCUGUACAGGGCUGACUGCAGCUGAGUCAACGUUAACUCUUAACUACCUUACUUUGUACAGGGCUGACUGCAGCUGAGUCAACGUUAACUCUUAACCACCUUACUUUGUACAGGGCUGACUGCAGCUGAGUCAAUGUUAACUCUUAACUACCUUACUUUGUACAGGGCUGACUGCAGCUGAGUCAAUGUUAACUCUUAACUACCUUACUUUGUACAGGGCUGACUGCAGCUGAGUCAACGUUAACUAUUAACUACCUUACUUUGUACAGGGCUGACUGCAGCUGAGUCAACGUUAACUAUUAACUACCUUACUCUGUACAGGGCUGACUGCAGCUGAGUCAACGUUAACUCUUAACUACCUUACUCUGUACAGGGCUGACUGCAGCUGAGUCAACGUUAACUAUUAACUACCUUACUCUGUACAGGGCUGACUGCAGCUGAGUCAAUGUUAACUUUUAACCACCUUACUUUGUACAGGGCUGACUGCAGCUGAGUCAACGUUAACUCUUAACAGCUAGCAGAGUAAGGUAGUUAUUAAUGACUAUGAGCAAAUAAUUCAAUAUCUUUCUGAAACCAAUACCAUGGAAAGAGUAUGUUAAUUGUCCCAAGCAAGCUUAACAAUACCAUAAUCUUGUAUUAUGUUGAAAAAAAGUUGUCUAUACCUAUUUUCCUAUCACUGUGGCAUAUGUGAUGUCUAUCUCUAUCAAUACAGUGUUCUGAUUUAACCUAUAGAGAUGAGGUUAUUAGAAUUUCAAAAUGAUAACCAUAGAAUUAGGAAUUAGAAUACUAAAAUGGACAUGAACAUUCUUAAGAUGGUCCAAAGGUCAGCCAUUUUGUUCAGGGAGUUGGGCAACUAUGGUUUGACAGUGCUGUGAUAAGAUAUGGUGUGAAACAAUGAAUGUGUAGAAUUUAUCUGUACUGUGUGUUUGUUAGUUUUAGAGGAAUUUUUCCAUUAAUUGUUCAAAUUAAAUGCCAAUAUGCCAACAUUCCAUUCAAACAAUGCAGUCAAUCCACAGACGUACACUGGCCGAAAUCAGUUGAUGAUAGGACUGAGACAACUUGUAAAUGCAACAACUACUGAUACUGUAUCAUAAAAGCACUCACAACUUUCCAAGAAAAUAAAAUCUGAGACAUUUA
Salvelinus namaycush (lake trout) is the source of this 5589-nucleotide messenger RNA. Its product is annotated as rho-related GTP-binding protein RhoU-like. Lineage: Eukaryota; Metazoa; Chordata; Actinopteri; Salmoniformes; Salmonidae. The coding region runs from base 324 to 1088 and encodes 254 amino acids. Gene Ontology annotation, molecular function: GTP binding; GTPase activity. The transcript is spliced from 3 exons. The record is from RefSeq and is a predicted model, not a curated record. Gene Ontology annotation, biological process: small GTPase-mediated signal transduction.